AUGGAUACCUUCGUGGCCAAUCUGUCCCCGGAGGUAGGAAUUGUCCUCCAAGAAAACAUCUCAAACAUCAUCGUCAUAUCGAUACUCGCUACUGCCAUAUGCAAUGCGAUGGAAAUGAUCUUCGUCACAUUUGACAUUGUCAGAAAUUAUCGCAACCUCUACUUCUGGAGCAUGCAGGCCUCAUGCUGCGGCAUUCUUAUGCACGCUGUUUCUGCCAUCAUUUGCUGCACAUCUCAAAAAUCCACACUGCCGGCGUCCGUGUUGUUCAUCGUCGGGUGGUACGCCAUGGUGACUGGUCAGGCCGUCGUAUGCUACUCUCGUCUGCGCCUCGUCAUUCUUGAUAUCAGCAAGGUGCGAUGGGUGCUCCGGAUGAUCGUCGUGAAUGCUUGCAUCCUACACAUCCCUAUGACAGUUCUGUUUCUUGGGAGUAUCAAUGGCGAUCCCCGUUUUCCUCGACUGGCUUCCAUCUUCAAUCGCAUCCAAUUGGUCGGCUUUUGUGUGCAGGAGGGCGUGAUUAGUUGCUUCUACAUACAUGAGGCGAUGCGCAAUCUGAUCUGCGUCGCCAGACUUCGCGGCCGGGAGCAACCUCAAGCCACCGCGCAUCUACUUGGGAUCGGCGGAUUCGUGUUUCUCCUCAAUAUUCUCCUCCUCUUGACGGAGUACAGGCUGCAUUUCAUACAAGUCAGUCUACAAGCUGUGAUAUACAGUAUCAAGUUGAGACUGGAAUUCGUGCUGCUGUAUCAUCUUCGCACAGCAAUGCAUGCCGAUGCUCUGGGUUUUCCACCGGGCCGAAUACAGGGUCAAUCAUCAUCAGGUGAUGCGAAUGUCUCGAACACGACCACUGCGGCCACAACCGUUGCGCUGGACGUGAUAAGGCCAUCUCACGGUGAGGUAGUGGGAGACCAGGAUCAUUGUCACUCUCAUUCUAGCAGUACGGCUGAAUAUCAUGAAGCAUUAUGUGAGAUCUCACACCAUCCGGUGGAGAUUUGA
Molecule: messenger RNA, 990 nt
Organism: Penicillium odoratum
Lineage: Eukaryota; Fungi; Ascomycota; Eurotiomycetes; Eurotiales; Aspergillaceae
Exons: 1
Coding region: 1-990 (329 amino acids)
Source: RefSeq, a predicted model, not a curated record